Messenger RNA from Penaeus vannamei (Pacific white shrimp), 7212 nucleotides. Lineage: Eukaryota; Metazoa; Arthropoda; Malacostraca; Decapoda; Penaeidae. The record is from RefSeq and is a predicted model, not a curated record.
AGAAUGAGGCGGUGUGUGCGAGUUCGUGUCGCUUCACAGGCGACGGUCGGCCGGGAGUCCACUUCGUCCCCGGUCACACGUACCAAUUCCAGUACCAGGGCGAGGCGGUGACCUCAGCCAAGGUCACGGAAGGUCAGGAAUCGAGGUUCUCUGUGAAGGCGGCGGUCAGCAUCAGCGCCAGGAACCCGUGCGACUUGAAGAUGGAGGUUUCGGAAAUCGGCGUGGAGGGAAUCCCCGAGGACCAGAUCGCCGGCUUCGUUGCUUCCGUCCAGACCUACGACCUCCACUUCAGCUACCAAGAUGGCGAGAUCGAGUACCUCUGCCCACACGAGAAGGAGGACCCCGCGGCCACCAACUUCAAACGAGGGGUUCUGUCGGCUCUCCAGACCACGGUGACCAAAGUGGACGACCAGACCGAAGUGGUGGUCAAGGAGAUCGACGUCGGGGGAGACUGCGAGACGAGAUACAGCAUCCAGAACACGGGCAAGCUCACGGUGACGAAGAAGAAGGAGAACUGCCGCUCAACUGCCCAUUUCCCUUAUAUUCCGCACGUUCGUCAGGCUUCCUACUCCUCCAGCGGCGACCUGCCCUUCUUCAGAAGGACCCAGUCGUGUCAGCUGAUCCUCGGAGACGCGGUGUGGGAGCGAGUGGAGUGCACGGAGGAGCUGCAGGUAGAAGGGAGUACCUCGUCCUUGGCCUCCGUGCUCCUCACUUCAAGACUCGAGCUGCAGGACGUCCUCGGGGCCCGUUCGGACAUCCAGGAGGGCUUCUUCUCCCUCGAUGAGCCGCUGACGAGGAAGGAAUCGCUCAGGAUGGACUUGGAAAGCAGCGCCUCCUUGGCUGAGCCUCAAGGAGAUCAGGACGCGUUGAAGGCCCAGCUGGAGCAGACCCUCGAGUAUCUAGUGGCCUCCCUCAAGGACGCUAAGCUGCAGGAGGGUCGUCCUUUUGCCUUCGCUGGGCUGGUGAGCCUCAUGGGGCGUCUCGAGGGCGACCAGCUGGAGCGACUGUGGGACGACUACCGAAGCAAGUCUGAUUACAGAGAGUUCUUCCUGGACGGCCUCACCUCCUGCGAGCGCGAGCAGUGCGUCCGCCUGGUGGCCGCCCUCGCCCAGGAGGACACGGCCGCCCUCCCCGACAGCCGCCUCAAGACGUGGCUCGCGGGCGUCCACUUCCACGCCCACGCCGACCCGCUCUCCCUCCAGCACGUCAUGGACCUCGCGAACUCCUACACGGACGUCCCCAGCAGCGUCCUCCUGGCGGCGUCGAGCAUGGUGCACCGCCUCUGCCGCGACGACCCCCUCCAGUGCCGCUCGCAGGCGCAGCCCUUCCUCGCCUACGUCGAGGAGAAGGUCGGCGACACCUGCGGCUACGGCGAGACGCGGGACCGGCAGCGGGAGGUGAUGGUGGUGCUGAGGGCGCUGGGGAACGCCGGCCUGCUGCCCUUCGAGGCUUUCCCGGAGAAGUGCUACCUGAACAGGGCCUUGGCAUCCGACGUCCGCACGGCCGCCCUGCAGACCUACCGCCGACUGGGAUGCGUCCGUACCGACAGUCCGUGGCAGAUUUUAGAAGAUGAAUACGACAGCGUUGAGGUGCGAAUAAAGGCCUACCUCGCCCUGGUUUCCUGCGCCUCCGAAACCCCAGGAUUCUUCAGCAGGAUCGAGAAGGUCUUGGACAGGGAGACCGUGCACCAAGUUGGUUCCUUCAUCUGGACUCACGUGCGGAACCUGGCGGAGGAACCCGGCGUCAGCGAGUACGACCAGGAGCUGGCUAAGUUGGCCUCGCAUCCUACACUCAACUCCAAGUUCAACACGAAUCCUCUUCGAUCCUCACGCAACUACCGUUACGCCCACUUCAGUGAAAUACUGAACGGAGGAGGAAGCCUGGACAGCAACGUGAUCUUCUCGGAUUCCUACGUCCCGCGCCACGCCUCUGUCAACCUCACCGUAGACAUCCUGCAGAACUCCUUCAACGUGUUGGAGAUCGGGGGCGAUUUCGUGGCCCUCGAGGAGUACGUGGAUAGGAUUCUGGGCCGGGAGGCGUCCAAGGACCAGAUCGAGAAGGAGAAGAUCCUGAAACUGCAGAGGCUCUACGACGAGGCAAGGACAGUCAACGAGCUGACGGGACUCGACGACCACGAGUCCAGGGCCUCCGUCUUCUUCAGGGUCUUCGGCCACGAGGUCGUCUACUUGGACAACGUGCUCAAUAUCAACCCCCUGGAGACGCUCCAGCAGCUCGUCAGCGAGUUUACGGUGCCCAAGUCAUUCCAGUUGCUGAACCAGGAGUGCGUGAGCCCGACCCUCCUCGGCUUUCCUCUGCGCCUCAAAGUGAACGCGACCGGCUCUCUCGUCCUGACCCGCGACGGAACCUUCGAGAUGACGGGCCACGGCGUCAUGCUGGAAGGGCACCUGAACCCCUCAGCCGUCGUGGCCGUGGAGGAGACCCUGGCUGUCGACGGGUUCGGUUUUCUCAGCGGCAUUCGGAGGAGGACCACGCAGACCUCCCAUAUGCAACUUGGCCUGAAGGUGGAGGUGGUCAAGGGUCAGCUUGUGGACGUGCAGCUGAACAUGCCGGAGGAAGAAAUUGCCCAGGUGAGGUCUUCUGUUCAGGUGGGACUCUAUGACAACGCGCAGGGCGGCUGGAAGGAGCUGCAGGAGCCCGAGGAAGCAGAUGGGGAAGGCCCGUGCACGCCAGACACCUUCAAUAAGGUCGUUGGUCUCAAGUUCUGCGCAAACAGAGGUCUGGUGAUCACUCGAACUGAUACCUUCGACCACUAUAAAUUCAGCUUCGAGAACAGGGACGGGAAAGCUAAAGUUCUCUUUGACACACCCGGUUCGUCAGUGGACCGGCAGUUCAGUCUGGAGGUGAACACUAACCCUGAGAACUUCGGCGGCUCCCUCGUGUUCCCUGGGAAGCGCUACGACCUGAAGGGGGAGGCCGUGAGCACGCAGCGCAGGAAGAGGUUUAAGAUGAAAUACCUCGAAGACUCGAACACCAAAGGCGAGUUAGACUUGCUCAUCAACAGGAGGGAUGAAGGAUUUAAGGUCUCCUACACGUCGGGGGCCAAGUUGAAGUUGAAAGGCAUCGGAGACUUCAGCCUGAACGGGAAGUUGGCGGUGGGCGACGACGCUCUCUCCGUGGAAGGGACCCUCAUAUCCAGCCUGCAGUAUGAGCCGAUAGCUUUCAAGGCCUCGUGGGAGAGGGACGGCGACCAGCACUCUCUCGAAGGCCUGUUCGCUGCCGGCCAGUUGGGAUCAGCCACCGGAAGCGCCUCCGUUGCCCCGAGCAGCGUUAAAGCACAGCUGAAGGGAGACUACAGUUACGACCGGCCGGAACCUCACACCUUUUCCGUCACGUUGGAUUUGGCGAACAAGUCAGGAGGGAGAGGGAUGUACAAGGGACAUGUGACAGCCACGUCGACUCAAGCUGAGGUCAACCUUGAUGUCUCGUAUCUUUACCAAGAGAACCUCCUGGAGUUCAUGGCUGACACCGCCGUCUUGGGCAAAGAGACGAAGGCACAGCUGGUGUUGAGGAAUGUGGCAACCGAAGCCGACAGAGACGUGCAGCUGAGCGCCUCCUUCGCGUGUCCACAGCUGGACGUCGACUAUUCAGCUGAUUUCAUUUAUUUGAGCACGCCCACCGCCCUCAGACUGGAAUCGGGCGUCGGCCUCGGGUCCCUGGUGCAGGCCAAGGGCGCCUUCACCUACGCCUUCGAGGAGGAGCCGUUCCGAGCGCUGGCGGGCGUUCACUUGGAGCUGAACGGCCGCGGAGCCAAGGCCGCGUUCGAUUUCGAUCUGAGUCAGUCUCACCGCGCCCUCGGACUCGUCAGUGUCAGCGUUGGGUCAGCGUCUUCGGAGCUUCGCGUUGACCUCCAGUACGACCCUUCCCGACCACUCAAUGUAACCCUGGAGGCACUUGGGGGCAAUGACCCCAUGACCUCGUCGGGGGUCACGUUGCACACCUCGUCUGAUCCCUCGUGGACGGUCUUCCAGGGGAACGCAAGGGUCAAGUGGCAGGAGUGGUCGUCGAGUAUCUCCCACAACGUGACCUGGCUUCCGGAUUCCAAGGCCAUCCAGGUCAUUCUCGGCGACGCUCACGUGAUGGAGGUCAAGGCGGAGACGGCUCCCGAUCUGCUCUUCUCUGUCCUUCUGAGCAGCGACCAGGCGAGCGCAGAGCCGGAAUUCCAGGCGGGGAUUCAGAGAGUGCAGAGUCCAGUACAAACCGACUUCAAGCUUUACCUCACGUCCGGCACCGACAAGCUCUUGCGCUUCACUGCCGUCGUUGGAAGCAACCAAACCUUCGGCGGGAACUUCAGGCUUCUGGAGAGUCAGCUCGAGGUCAUAGGUUCUUACGAGCACCCUUAUGCAGGUGACCUCCAGGGCACUGCUGCCGUGCGCAUGGUCUUGCCCUCAGGCCAGACGUACUCGAGUGACCUAGCUCUCAACCACACGUAUGAUGGGGUCACCAGGAAUUUAAUGGUGUCUUCAACGUAUGGCGACGAUAUGUUAAAAGGUCACAUGACCAUCAAGCAAGAGGAUGGUUGGUUCUCAGAGCCUGUGCUUGCCUUUGCCCUCUCGCUGUCCACUCCUUUCACUCGCUUGGGCAACGUGGGCUUCGCUAUGGAGAGCCGCGGAGACUCCUCGCCGAGCAGCGCAGAAUUCCAGUGGGAUGAGUUGAAAGUGCGAGCGGAAGCCCAGUUGGAAGAUCUGUCGCAGUUGGAAAUGAAAUUCCUCUAUGAAGACGGGGGGACAUGUGACUCCCACUUUCACCUAUACAACAAGUACAGGGAUGGCCACUAUAUGACGGGCAUCAGCCUCGACCUCACAGCCUCAUAUGAUCCUUGGAUGGUUGAGGUCAACACUACUCUGGGUUAUGGGACUUCCGACCUCAUGAUAAACGUUGGAGCACCUGUGUUGAGCUCACCUUAUCAGGCUCACCUGUCUUAUGAAUUAACCAGCACCAUUUUCGAAUUUGAUGCCCAGAUUGGAAUGGCAGAAGGAGAGUCGGCUGCAGUGACAUUCUCAGGGCAGAGAGAGGCGGGUUGGGAUUCAGUCAUGAGGUCUGGAUCUCUGAUGGUAGACACUCCUUGGACUGAACCGUUGGUACUUAAUGUCACUAACUAUCAGGAAUCGGACUUAAUUCAUGUCUCUGUAGAUUUAACUUCGACUCUAGGUGGCAUAAAUUCUGUGAGAUCAGAAUUUGGAAUUUACUACACAAAGCCUGGUGAGACACAACUUCAGUUUAAUGUUACUCAUGAGCAACUAGUGAUAGAACUGGAACUCAACAACAAACACAGUCGAAAAGGAUACACGCAACAACUAAAAGGAACUGUAAAUGACAUAGAAAUCACCUAUGCUCUGGAGACAGAGUGGGAUCACAGCUUCAUUCCAGAGACUGCAGAUGGACAGAUUGCCAUCACCAACUUGCUUGAUCACAACCUGAAUCUGACAGUUUCGCACAACAGAAACUCCAGCACAUUUUCAACGAAGAUAUUUGGAUCCUGGGGAGACCAGUUGCUUCAAGCGAGUCAUAUAUUAGAAUUCCAAAACUUAUUAGAUUGGUCCAGUGUUGCAAACAUUGUUCUUCCCAGCAAAGAAGAGAUCAAAUCCGAGUUAUCUCUGUCUGCAGAAGCCGACUUUUCUUCGUUCCAAUCAAACCUUAAUUUCACCUCACCAUGGACAGAUAACAUAGUGACUGUGGCUACAGCCGUGCCCGAGGAUUCUUCUAUUAUGUAUGAACUUAUCAGCAUUCACAGAGAUUCUGUCAUUUCAAGGGCAACUCUGAGAAGCAGUAGAGCAUUUGGUUGGGAUCAUUCUGAUUUUAUGCUAGACGUGUCGUCAACAUACUUUGAGAACUGUUCUAUUGCUUGGGAACAUGGAGUGGAUUAUGGCAAUUUAAUAUUUAUGGAAGCGACCUAUGGAUCCGACUUUUUAAUUCAAGCGACGAGUAACCUCACAUUCAGCCAAGGGUGGUUUAGCCAAGAAUUUUCAGAGUAUUUGCUACUAGCUGAAGUUAGAGCUCCGGUACAAGGGAUUAACUUUAAAGCCAACUUACAUUUUGACUCGCAGUACAAUGGUAAUGUGGAAGCUUUGUGGGACGGUUCCUCAGUAAUGGCAAAGUCUGCCAUUUUUGAUGGUGUUAUCUUUAAGACGCUGGUGGACAUACCUGAUCACAAAUACCAGGCUGAUCUUGAAUACACUGAAGGAAUCAAUGAGAUACCGAACUUUGAUUUCAAACUAGCAGUAAAAGAUGAAGAGAUUCUCAUUGUCAAUACUACAACCACAUCUCUGUACCCCAAGCUUGAUGUACAGCUCACCUUCCAGGUCCUGACAACUCCAGGUGCUCUCAUGCAGACUGGAAUGCUGAAUGUCACCAUGGACUUGUCUCAAGUUGAAGACUUUACCUUCUUAGGAUCUGUAAGGUUUCUUUCAGACUUUGCAGGCUUUGAAAACUACGGGCUUCAUGUUGAAACUAACGUCAAUCUUAAUCCCAACAGCUGGGAUGUAGGAUUUGACAUUAAAUUGUUUGCCAAUGAAGAGACUUACAACUUAAGCACAAGUGCUUCUCUUGCUUUGGAUGAUCUGCCCCAUCUCAAGUACGAGAUGGCAUAUGACAUGAAUUUCAAUGACCAGCUCCUUGACCAAAAGGAAGUCAAUUUCAUGUUUGGGAUUCCCCAAUAUGGCAGCUAUCAAACUAAUGUUACUCUCGUUCUUGCCAGUGACAUACCUCAGUGGGCUUUGUUUAUGUCCUACAAUAACACAGGGAAAGACAUCAAGGGCUAUGUUAUUCCUGGAGAUGAGAAUAAGUACGAGGUGGCUGCCAGCCUCAAUACCGAUAAUUUGGUCUUUAACAGCCAGAGAGUUGGCGAUGAUGGUUCGACUUUUAUAGCUGCCGAAGGGAAAAUUACCUGGGAUGUUGACAGCCCUAGGAAACAAAUAACACUCACCAUGAAUUCCGAUAUUGAAGCCGUGAAAGAAGUUUCUGGCGAGAUCCUCAUCACAGAGAGUCGUGGCUUUGAAGUCAGUGCAAAUUUCAUGCUAAAUCAACAGAAGUUCACUGCCAAUCUUCGGUAUGAGGCUCGAGGUUCAGGUACUUCUGGAAGGGCUGUGUUGGAGGUAGAAAUAAUCAAUUUCUGGAGUUUAAAUUUGAAGCCAACUUUGAGUUCUUCUUCACAGACGAAGAAUUUAAAGCAGAUUUGAAGAUAAAUGUGAAUGA